Messenger RNA from Acanthosepion pharaonis, 591 nucleotides. NCBI's taxonomy places the organism in Eukaryota, Metazoa, Mollusca, Cephalopoda, Sepiida, Sepiidae. The record is from the annotation of a GenBank genome assembly.
AUGUCAAUACGUCUUCUUCUAUUAUGUUCUCUCUCUCUCUCUCUCUCUCUCUCUCUCUCUCUCCCCACGCACACUUUUCCUUUUCCUCCUACAAUGUUAGCCUCCACGUAUCCUCCUUAUUUAGUUUCUUUCACUUUUUUCUUUAAAAGUAUAUUUCUACCCGCCUCCUUUCCCUCAUAUGCAUGCGUAUCCAUAAUGUUUCUUCUUUUUUUCUUUUUUUCUUUAGACGUUGGGAACUUAAUAUAUUUUCUUUCUUCUUUUCUUUUACUGUCUUUCUACUUGUAUUCUUUUGCAUUUGUGCGUGAACGAAUCACUGCAGGAAUUUUGUACGGAAUCCCUUGGCGAAUAACGUUUUCUCUUUUUUCUUUUUCUUUAACUGUAUUGAUUCCCUACAAUUUUACGUUUCAACAACAUUUUAACAUUUCCUUAAGUAUUUCUGAACAUUUACUUUCCAUGAGUCCCUUUUCUUCCUUUCUUUCUUUCUUUCUUUCUUUCUUUCUUUCUUUCUUUCUGUCGUCUCCUCAGCUGAUGUCCGAAUCUAUAUACUGUCAACUAGACUUAAACGCUCCGUCUGCUUUUACCCAAAUAUGA